Plasmodium malariae is the source of this 360-nucleotide messenger RNA. Its product is annotated as copper transporter, putative. Gene Ontology annotation, biological process: copper ion transmembrane transport; intracellular copper ion homeostasis. The transcript has a single exon. Gene Ontology annotation, cellular component: plasma membrane. NCBI's taxonomy places the organism in Eukaryota, Apicomplexa, Aconoidasida, Haemosporida, Plasmodiidae. The record is from RefSeq and is a predicted model, not a curated record. Gene Ontology annotation, molecular function: copper ion transmembrane transporter activity. Bases 1 to 360 code for a protein of 119 amino acids.
AUGUACUUUUCAAAUGACACAAACAUAAUAUUCUUAUUUGACUAUUUUCGAAUUAGAUGUAUGUAUGAAUUUAUUUUUUGUAAUAUCAUGUGUUUCUUAUUAGGUUUUUUAUCUAUAUAUAUUAAAGCAGUAAAAAGAAAUACAUUUAAAAAAUAUCCGAACGAUUUAAAAGAAAAUUUACUGUUCGUAAAAAAUAUUCCAGUUGAUCAUAGACUUACUUUUGGUAUGAUAUCUUUUAUAAAUUAUGCCGUUGAUUAUUUAUUAAUGCUCCUCGUCAUGACUUUCAACUUGUUUAUAUUCCUUAGUACCAUGGUGGGCAUAGCUGUUGGUUAUUUCUUUUGUGGGCAUUUGCUAGUGUAA